Molecule: messenger RNA, 3940 nt
Organism: Temnothorax curvispinosus
Lineage: Eukaryota; Metazoa; Arthropoda; Insecta; Hymenoptera; Formicidae
Gene: smo
Product: protein smoothened
Exons: 8
Coding region: 383-3301 (972 amino acids)
Biological process (GO): smoothened signaling pathway; commissural neuron axon guidance; positive regulation of smoothened signaling pathway
Cellular component (GO): cilium; plasma membrane; dendrite
Molecular function (GO): transmembrane signaling receptor activity; patched binding
Source: RefSeq, a predicted model, not a curated record
AUAAAUCGAGCAUACGCGGGAAAGACUCGUUGUUACCCAUUGUUACCGUCUCGGCGUAUUUCGGCCUUGAUUUCCGCGCGUGUGUAGCGAUGACGCGAUGACGCCGCCGGGUAGUGGUGCUGCCAUCGGUGAGCAAUGCACGUGGCCGACUGGCACUGUGGUGUGCGUUCAAACUUGAGAAAGUGAGGGGGAGGCUGGAAUGGAAGGCGCGCCGUGGGUGGUCCGCCGACCGGGAACGCGACGCGUUGUGUGGUCCGGCUGGUUCGUGAAUCGUGCGCUUCGACUUCGAGUAGUGGCUGUCGCGUAGAAGAUGCGAGACGCAGACCUUGCCUACAAUUAGACGGUUAGCCGGGAUCGAUCCGUGAAGCCCGACCGCACGAAGAUGAUACUUUUGCUGAUCCUCUGUUGCCUGUUGCUUCGCAACGGCUCGCCUUUGGAACUGGAGCAUGGAUUCACAGCUAACGACAAUGGUGAAAACGGUACGUGGAAGGAUGUGGAUUUGAGCCGGCAUAACAGGAUCAAGGAUCCCAAUUAUCUGUUGGAGAGAUAUCCCAUAGGCGAAUUGUCGCCGGAUAUCUCGACCUGCCGCAGACCCGCCAAAUGUCUUCCGCUGUCUAGAAAUACUUGUAUGGGUACGAAAUUACCUUACACUUUUACCACGUUGGACCUCAUACCCGAGCGUGUAACUCAGGACAUUGUUGAGGAAAGACUGUACUUGUUGCAAGCUUUGAAACAUGUGCCAAAAUGCUGGGCAGUCGUUCAGCCAUUUUUAUGCUCAAUAUUCAUGCCGAAAUGCAUUAAUGAUACAGUCGAAUUGCCGUCUCAAGAGAUGUGCAAGAUGGUAUCGGGACCCUGCAGGAUGUUGAUGAAUAAUACGAUAUGGCCGAAUUUUGCAAAGUGUGACAAUACGAAAUUGUUUCCGCGUUUGUGUCAGAAUGACAUUAGGGAAUUGAAAUUCAAUGUCUCGGGCAAAUGUUUGAAACCUCUUGUACCUACUGACAAUGCUCUUUCGAUUUUUGAUGGAGUGGAGGGCUGUGGAACGCCAUGUUAUGAUCCGUUAUACACGUCUGAUGAACACGAUCAAAUACAUUUGUUCAUAAGAUGGGCCGCAGGAAUCUGCUGCUUUUUCAAUUUAGUCACCAUUGUAACAUUUUUGAUAGAUUGGAGAAGCGCAAACAAAUAUCCAGCUUUGGUGAUAUUUUACAUAAAUAGUUGCUUUAUGGUAUCUUGCAUUGGCUGGCUGGUUCAAUUUACUCCUGGCAGUAGAGAUGUAAUUAUAUGCCGCAAAGACGGAACGUUGAGAACGAGAGAACCAAGCGGUGAAAAUCUAUCUUGCGUCGUUGUUUUCGUCUUAGUGUAUUACUCGCUAAUGGCAGCUGUGGUAUGGUUCGUUAUAUUGACGUACGCUUGGCACAUGAGCUUUCGAGCACUUGGCACGAUACAAGACCGGAUAGACAAAAAGAGUGCCUAUUUCCAUCUAAUCGCUUGGUGCAUACCACUCGUUUUGACGGUCGCAAUCAUGGCGUUAGGCCGAAUUGACGGCAACAGCAUGACGGGAAUUUGCUUCGUGGGUUAUGCCGAUCAUGCGCCGAAAAUUUUUGUACUCGGUCCCGUAUUACUUGGCGUGCUCAUAGGAGGAUACUUUUUAUGCAGAGGGCUUUACACGCUUAUUCGCUUAAAAAUAAGCAGUCAAGAAAUUAUAUCUGAAAGAGCAAGUUCAAAGAUAAAACAAACCAUUGUCAGAAUGGGGCUCUUUUCUAUAGCUACUUUUGCAGCUGUUGUUGUAACGUUUUAUUGUCACAUUUAUGAAAUUCAGAACUCGCAGCAGUGGCAACAAAGCUUCAGGAGUUAUAUGACAUGCAUGAUUACGACAAAGUAUGCAGACGUAUCUGAAUGUAAAAUGGAUAUGAGGCCUAGCACGGGUAAACUGCAACUGCAUUUGCUCGCAUUAUUUUCUACCGGCAUACUCAUGUCCUCGUGGAUUUGGACUAGCUCGACGAUCAAUACAUGGUGCAGAUUUCUGAGAAGUAUGUGUUUCCUCCUCGUUUGCAGGAUCUUCAAUCGCGAGUCUGAGGAGCCUCCUAUAAGACUGAGCAAGCACAAGCUUAUCGCGCAUUUAUUCGCGAACCGGAAGACAUUUAAUAAGGCCGGUCGUUUGUCCAUAAGUUUUCACAACACCCACGCGGAUCCGGUUGGACUAAACUUCGAUCUCAAUUCCGCGGCGUCGCAAGAUUUCAGCACCACUUGGGCGGCCGCUUUGCCGAAAUUAGUAACGCGAAGGGGUGCGCUAGUCGGCGGCACUACAGGAUCUGUGUCUAGUAAUAGACGAAAUUCGGUGGAUUCCGAGUUCAGUUACAGUUUCCGAUGCGUUUCUAUGGAAUCCAGACGAAAUUCUCUGGACUCGCAAAUAUCCGUGCAGAUCGCACAGGUGAAGACGACACGAAAGGUCGCAAGCCGGUCGCGCGGUCGUCGUGGAAAGAGCAGAAGAGACUUUGGGAAAUCCCGAUCAGCCAAAAUCGAUCCGCUCUCUAGGAGAGGCAGCACUACUUCUCAAGACAGUCAACUAAUGACUCAAGUUCCAAUGCCCAAUAUGGGCAGAAGACUAGGAAACGCUGGAUUGGAUGAGCGAGCCUUGAAAAUUAUCGACACUAAGAACACGGGCAUGCUAUUGCCUUUUUUGUUGAGAGGGCAAAGCGGCAGCGACGAAAAUUUAAGUAGCGAAGAGAAGAUACAUCAAGAUAUGGCUGAUAAGGACAUCGACCUGGAAGUAGGCAAUAUGGAGAAGGAAGAUGAACAGGACAGUGACAGUGAGGGCAGUCAAUCAGACGAUGAAUUAAAAAUGUUAGAUCCAGACAACGCACACGAGCGUAAUAAGAAUAAAGAGUGUAGCAGUAAGAACUGUAAGACUUAUAAUCAUGAAAGUGGUAGAAGAAGUCGCGAGGGUGGUCAUAGGGGCAAGUACGUUCUGCAGGACGAAGCUAUCUUGAAACAUCUGCUUCAGGAGGCUAACGAUAUUAAAGCGAAGAAUGAAAACGAGAAGAAAGAGGCGUAUAGGAAAGCUGUGAUGAACGAUAUGGAUUCUAGUCUCACCUCGUGUUAUCCAGAGUUAACGAGAUUGCUGCAAGGCGACGGACAGACUAAUGCUAGGGAAAUGGCGACGCAGACUUCGCUGCCGCUCGAUAUACUGGAGAUGGAAGAAUUAAAGCAGAGUAUCGACGAGAUAAUUAACAGCAGACAUUGUAGUUCCAAGGGGACUCAAAUAUCGCCGCAAUUGAAAAAAAGUAAGAAUAUCGCGACGUAAGACUGAGAACUUUUUUUGCUCUUUUAAAUAUACUGCGAAAUGCGCGUGUAAGAAAGUGUGUGCUGGAUAGGUAUAAUUUAUCGAAAUAGUAAAAAUAGUUACGUAUCGUUGAUCGGAUUAUGUCUUUCUUCUCUUAUCGUUUCUAUCGCUAUAGUAUUCGGAACAAAAAUAAAAUCAAGUAAUAAAUUUUAUUGGUCGUUUUUGUAAAUAUUAUACGAUGGAAUAACAAAAGCUGGGUUAAUAAUGCCGCUUGAGAAGAUCCGUAGGUACAACACAAAAUAUGUAUAAAUAUAUUUUUCCACAUUUUAUUAUUAUCGCUAAAAUAGUAAUCAAAUUUUAAUACGGUAUCCAUAACUGUUGUGUGUCGCGUGUGUGACAACUCGCAUCGAGUCCUAGGUAAUUAAUUUUUAAUUUGUGAUGACACUAGAAUCUUAAAUACAUUACGUUGUACAUAUUUUCCCGUAAAAGUGGAUACUAUUGUAUUUCUAAUAUCGUAUGUCUUCCAAUGUUUGUAAGAAUGUAUCGAACAUUCUGUGACAGUAAGAUAUUCUAUGUAUGUGUGUGUGCGCGAGUAUGUUCAUACAUCUAUUUUUUUUUAACAAAAGUGGCUGAAUAAAACUCGUUUUACAAUUCUCUCUA